Molecule: messenger RNA, 930 nt
Organism: Closterium sp. Yama58-4
Lineage: Eukaryota; Viridiplantae; Streptophyta; Zygnematophyceae; Desmidiales; Closteriaceae
Source: the annotation of a GenBank genome assembly
AUGAACUGGUACCUUGAGAAGUGCACCGCAACAAAUCAAGGAUAUCAAAAGGCAGCCGCGUCUCGAAUCUCCGGCUGGGUAGCUCAAAAUUUUCACGAACGGCUGCCCGGUCUCGAGAUCGCCGUCGUCUCCGAAGCCGUCGGAUCUGCCGAUGCGCUUCGGAGCAUCUUCCACCGCAUCGCCGACGUCCACGAUCUCCUCGUGCUCUUUGCAGACGUCCUGACGGACGUCCCGUUAGGCUCCGUAGCCGCCGCUCACCGGCGGGAAGACGCCGCUCUGACGGUCGUCUUUAACGACCGAGAUGGUUUAGCCGGCGGAUCAGACGGCGCCGGCGGCGCUGGCGGAACCGGAGGAGACGCCAGGUCCGGAGACAAGGGGAAGAAGGGAGGAGCCAGCGGCGGCGGAGGCGGCGGGAAAAGCGACGCGGGCGGCAAAUCUGGCGGAAAGAGCACCGCUGUCAGUCUAGAUUUGGUCGGAUUGGACGCGUCGGGGAAGCGCCUCCUGAUCUUCCAACCAGGCUCUAACUCCGCCGGCAGCGCUCCACGUCAGACUUCGCUUAGCCGAGCCCUCCUAGAGACGGAGGGGCGCGUGGACUUAUGCACGGAUUUAAUCGACUCGCGAGCGACGAUAGGCCCGCAUUGUAUGGUGGGUGAGGGGACCUCUGUGGGAGAGAAGAGCAGCAUUAAGAGAUCUAUAAUUGGGCGGCACUGCCGGAUUGGAGCGCAUGUGAAGCUGGUAAACUCCGUGAUUAUGGACCAUGUGACUAUAGGCGACGGGUGCCUGGUGCAGGGGUCGGUGGUGAGCAGCAAUGUGCUUAUGCAGGAGCGCACGAGCGUGGUUGACUGUCACGUGGGUCCUGGGUUUGUGGUGGCGAAGGAUUAUAAGGAGAGCGAGCUAUCUAAGAAACCCAAGGCUCAGGGGCAGAGUUAG